GUUUCCGAAGUUCCGAUCGAGCAUGGGCUUUUGCGGUGGUGUGCUACUCGUCGUCCUCACUGUGCUCUUGGCAUCGUCAAUGCGAGCAAGACCGACGGCAUUUAGCUGCAAGUGUCUACCUUCUGAUGACUGCUGGCCCGACUCAAGCGCCUGGCAGGCUCUCAAUGCGUCCAUUGAUGGGCAGCUCGUAGCUUCGAAACCGCCGGCUUGGCCGUGCCACGAGCCCGAGUACAACGCUCUGCAGUGCCUCGAGGUGACGCAGAAAUGGAGCGAUGCGUUUUGGAGAGCUGCGCAGCCCGGUGCCAUGCAAGACUCCUUCUUCGAGAUGGAUGGCAACGAAGGUUGCCUUCUCUCCGGGAACAAGACAAGUAGCUGCUAUCAAGGGCGGGUCUCGGUGUUUGCCGUCAACGUGUCGAGCGCAUCGCACGUCCAGAGAGCUGUGGAAUUUGCCGCGACUUACAACCUUCGUGUGACCGUCAAGAACACGGGUCACGACUACUUGGGACGCAGCAACGCAGCGGGGUCGCUUAGCAUAUGGACGCACCACCUCAAGGAUAUUUCUUUCGUCGAGGAGUUUGUUCCAGAGGGAUGCAACAGCUCGGCUGCUCGAUCCGGCGUGACAAUUGGAGCAGGAGUUGUGUGGGAGGAGCUCUACCGCGCUGCCGACGCGCAUGGGAAAGCCAUAGCUGGUGCUCAGUGUUCCUCGGUUGGAGCUGCCGGAGGCUAUCCUCAAGCCGCGGGGCACAGUCCUCUGUCACCCAAGUAUGGCCUCUCGGCGGACAACGUUCUCCAGUACAAGGUCGUGACGGCGGACGGGAAGCUGGUGGUGGCGAAUGCCUGCCAGAACAAGGACCUGUUCUGGGCUCUUCGUGGCGGCGGCGGAGGAACUUUCGGUGUCGUGGUUUCCGUGACUCACGCGACUCAUCCUGCGCUGAAGAGCUUGCAGUUUGCCUCGUACGUUGUCGGCGCCAACACUUCCGAGAGCUUUGAGCUGGUCGUCACGGAGUUCGUCAAGAGCAAUCCGGGCCUGUCCCAGGACGGAUGGGGUGGCUUCUUCCUCAUCGCCAAGCGGGCGCUCAUCGUCCAGUACCUUCUUCCAGACAAGAACUCCUCCUUUGCGCAGAGCUCGUUCGAUCCAUUCCUCUCGGAGGCGAGGGGCAUCGCCGGCGUGAGCGUCAACGGGGCAAUGCAGAGCUUCUCCUCCUACCUCAAGUGGCACGAGGCCGUCCAGUGCUCCAAGUCCGGCUGCUCCUUCGCAACUGGCUCCUCGGAGCUGCUGGUGUCGAGAUUGAUCCCGAGCAGCACCUUUAGCGACGAUCCGGAGGAGCUGGCACAGACUCUAGUCGGGAUUUGGGACGAGGGAUACGAUCGAGUCAUGGGGUACUUGACCGCGGGUGGCGAGGUUUCAGUGGCUCGAGACAACGCAGUGAAUCCGGCAUGGAGGGAAGCCCUGUGGCACAUCAUAGUCGUGAAGCUCUUCCCUGCCAACGAGACCCAGGCGGCGAAGAAGUCUCUUGCUCGCGCCAUCACCAAGACCGGGGGCAGGCUGAGGAGAGUGGCGCCAUCCUCGGGCUGCUAUCUCAACGAGGCGGAUGUUAACGAGCCGGACUGGCAGCAGGCAUUCUUUGGCGACAAGUAUGACAAGCUCAAGCUCAUCAAGGAGGCUGUGGAUCCGCAGGGCCUGUUUGUGUGCAAGAAGUGCGUUGGGAGCGAGGAUUGGAGCGAGGAUCUGACGUGUAGAAGCAAGAAGAAAUGUAGAGCUUGAGAGAAGGACUCUCCAAAUCUAAAAAGUUGAUAGUAUUGUCUCGGAA
Selaginella moellendorffii is the source of this 1811-nucleotide messenger RNA. RefSeq lists its product as uncharacterized. The record is from RefSeq and is a predicted model, not a curated record. NCBI's taxonomy places the organism in Eukaryota, Viridiplantae, Streptophyta, Lycopodiopsida, Selaginellales, Selaginellaceae. The coding region runs from base 23 to 1765 and encodes 580 amino acids. The transcript has a single exon. Gene Ontology annotation, molecular function: oxidoreductase activity; FAD binding.